Molecule: messenger RNA, 1813 nt
Organism: Selaginella moellendorffii
Lineage: Eukaryota; Viridiplantae; Streptophyta; Lycopodiopsida; Selaginellales; Selaginellaceae
Product: glutamate--cysteine ligase, chloroplastic
Exons: 2
Coding region: 165-1676 (503 amino acids)
Biological process (GO): modified amino acid biosynthetic process; glutathione biosynthetic process
Molecular function (GO): glutamate-cysteine ligase activity
Source: RefSeq, a predicted model, not a curated record
UCCUCUCGUUAGAUUCCCACUCGAAAUACAAUACCCUUCCCUGUUAGAUACUUUAUCCAACGGCUGGCAUCCGACGGUCGGCAGCGCACAAGCUAGGGCAGCCUAGAGCUUCGCAAGAACAGAGAGCGCGGCUCGGCGGAGGCGGGGAAUCCUCAGCUCCAGGAAUGGCCGCCGUUUCGUGGAGCGCGCUCGAUAUUACGGAGAGAUCAGCGCUGUCGCGAGCUCCGGGAGGUGAGAGGCAGUGGCAGGGGCACCGGGCAGCGCUGCUAGAUCUCUCGCCGAUGUUCCGUGGCCGCGUCCGCGAGAGGAGGAAGCUCGGCAUCGUCGCCGCCAGCCCGCCAGCGGAAGAGACCGCCUUGAGGGCAGAGCCCCUGACGAAGCUCGACCUGGUGGAUUACCUGGCGUCGGGAUGCAAGCCAAAGUCCAAGUGGAGGAUCGGCACCGAGCACGAGAAGUUUGGAUUCCGGAUGAGCAGUCUCGAGCCCAUCGACUACGAGCAGAUCGCGCAGCUGCUGGAAGGUCUGGCGGAGCGAUUCAACUGGCAGAGGGUGAUGGAGGGAGACAAGAUCAUCGGUCUCAAGCAGGACGGGCAAAGCAUCUCGCUGGAACCGGGUGGCCAGUUCGAGCUCAGCGGUGCUCCACUGGAAACUGUCCACCAGACGUGUGCCGAGGUAAACUCCCAUCUCUACCAGGUGAAAGCGGUGGCCGAGGAGAUGGGACUGGGCUUCAUGGGGAUGGGAUUCCAGCCAAAGUGGCCGGUGGAGAAGAUCCCAGUGAUGCCCAAAGGGAGGUACCAGAUCAUGAAGAACUACAUGCCGAAAGUUGGCAGCUUGGGCUUGGACAUGAUGUUCCGGACGUGCACAGUUCAGGUGAAUCUCGACUUCUCGUCCGAGGAGGACAUGGUGAAGAAGUUUAGAGUGGGACUGGCGCUGCAACCGAUCGCCACUGCGGUGUUUGCGAACUCGCCGUUCAAGGAGGGCGUUCCCAAUGGUUUCGUGAGCUACCGGAGCCACAUCUGGACGGACGUAGAUCGAAACAGGACAGGCGAUCUCCCGUUCGUCUUCCAGGAUGGUUUCUCGUUCGAGAGGUACGUCGAGUACGCUCUCGAGGUGCCCAUGUACUUCGUGUACAGGGACAAGAGGUACGUGGAUUGCACGGGGCAGUCGUUCAAGGAUUUCCUCGCCGGCAGGCUCUCCAAUCUCCCCGGCGAGCUCCCGACGCUCAACGACUGGGAGAACCACUUGACAACCAUCUUUCCAGAGGUCAGGCUCAAGAGAUACUUGGAGAUGAGAGGGGCUGACGGGGGGCCGUGGAAGAGGCUGUGCGCUCUCCCAGCCUUCUGGGUGGGGAUUUUGUACGACGAAGAAGCUCUGGAAUCGGCGUCCAAGAUGGUGGAGGGCUGGACGGAGGGGGAGAGGGCGAUGCUGAGAAGCAAAGUUCCGAGGCUGGGAUUAAGCACGCCGUUCCGGGACGGGCAGCUCAAGCACGUAGCGCAGGACGUUUUUAAGCUGGCCAGGGAUGGGCUGCAAAGACGAGGCUACAAGGAGGCUGGAUUUCUCAACGACAUUGCUGAGAUUGUGAGAACGGGGGUGACACCGGCAGAGAAGCUGUUGAGCUUGUAUGAGGGGAAGUGGAACAAGAGCGUGGAUCCAGUUUUCCAGGAGCUACUGUACUAGUGCUAAUUACGAACUGUGUGUGCAAGGAGUUCUGAGAAAUUUGUGACCAGAAAGAAAAGGAAGGAGUUGUGAUGACUGACUAGCUUUCCUUUUUUUUUAUGAUCAAAUAAAAUGAUGAUGCUAGAUUCAUCCUUAAA